Molecule: messenger RNA, 1970 nt
Organism: Schistocerca nitens (vagrant locust)
Lineage: Eukaryota; Metazoa; Arthropoda; Insecta; Orthoptera; Acrididae
Product: facilitated trehalose transporter Tret1-like
Exons: 6
Coding region: 90-1451 (453 amino acids)
Biological process (GO): carbohydrate transport; transmembrane transport
Cellular component (GO): membrane
Molecular function (GO): sugar transmembrane transporter activity
Source: RefSeq, a predicted model, not a curated record
UCUAGUUGUCCAGUAAAGACCUGAAGAGACACCGGUUGACUGUUGUCUUCUAGUGCUGGCACCGACGUUACGAGCUUCUGCAUCUCGCCAUGUUACGUGGGGGCCUACGGAGACAGCUACUUGUUGUCGCAAGCAUGAGCCUGGGGAUGAUGUCGACGGGCAUCGUGCUGGCGUGGUCGUCGCCGGCGGUGCCCAAACUCCCCCACCUGACGGCCGCCGAGGCGUCGUGGGUGGGGUCUCUGCCGUCGCUGGCGGCGGCGCUGGGUCCCUGGGUGGGCGGCUGGGCGGCGGACCGCGUGGGGCGGCGCACCACGACGCUGAUUGCAGUGCUGCCCAUCAGCGCCAGCUGGGUCGCGCUAAUGUUCGUCGAGUACUCGCCCACCUGGCUCUGCGUCGUGCGCUUCAUCUCGGGGCUCGGUAUCGGCGUCGGAAAUCCAGCGCUCAACAUGUAUGGUGCCGAGAUCUUCCAGGCCAACAUCAGGGGUGCGCUGUCUAUGGUACAACAGCCGUCGAUAACCACGGGCUUCAUGAUCGACUACUGCAUCGGCCCCUUCGUCUCGUACACUACGCUAGCAGCCAUAGGUCUCAGUGCAACUCUCUUGUUUCUGGUGACCUUCUUCUGGGCGCCAGAGUCGCCCUACUACCUGCUGGCCAAGGGCAGGGAUGAAGACGCCGCGGAAUCUCUCCGGCGACUGCGAGACGACAACAGCGACAUCUCUUCUGAGCUUCAGAGGAUGAAGAAAGCUGUGGAGGACUCCAAGGUGAACGAAGCGUCGGUGCUGGACCUGUUUCGGUCCCGCAGGUGCCGCCGCGCGCUGGCCAUCUCUCUGGGCGUGGUGUGCGCCGAGCAGCUGGCCGGCAUCAACGCGGUGCUCUUCUACACGCAGAGCAUCUUCGACGCCGCUGGCGGCGACGUGGACAGCCGGGUGGCGCCCAUCAUCGUCAACGGCGCCAUGCUGCUCGAGUCGUGCGUCACGCCCUUCCUGGUGGACCGCCUGGGCCGCAGGCCGCUGCUCGUCUUCUCCUCCACCGGCAUGUCCGUCGCCCUGACGGUUUUAGCUGUGUAUUUCUACCUGAGUGACACAGGGAAAAACGUCGAAGACAUCGGCUGGCUUCCGCUCACUGCUCUCGUCUUCUACAUCGUCACCUACACCGCAGGCUACGGCGGUCUACCGUUCACCGUUACAGGGGAAAUCUUCGCGCAGAACGUCAAGUCUGUGGCUCUACCAGCAGCUGUCUUCGUUUCGUGGACCAUGUCCUUCUUGGUGACGAGGCUCUUCGAGGACAUUUCCAUCGCCGUUGGCAAUUACGGGCCCUUCUUUCUGUUCGCAGCUUGCUCCUUACUAGCCUCCCUCUACGUGUACUUUUUGCUGCCUGAAACGAAGGGGAAGACUUUGGAAGAGAUACAGGUUAUGCUUGAAAGCGAUAGGCCCGUCCGAGCAUGUUGCUGAAGAGAUUCGAGACUGAAAAAUAUUUUAUUUUGGAACAGCUUCGCCUCUGGUGCGCGAUGAAAUCGUCCACGACAGAAUCGGAAGGAGCAAAAGUUAAUGUUUGACACCGAGCACAAUUCUUAAAAGGGGUCUGACGCUGUUAGAAGAAAUGACGGCGAAUGUCAUUCACCUUUAUUUUGUGAAAACUGUUUGUAAGGGCAUUGAUCAGUAUUAAUUUCUAUUAAUGUGUCGUUGGCCGAGAGCAAGGCGAGAAAACUAACGUUAACACUCAGGGCCUAUAGUGAAGAAGUAUUCUCUUUUAGGCCAAGAGGAUGAAGAACGCUAAAUCAGAAUUCACUCGUAGUUGUUCGUCCGAAUGUGAAGCCAUGUGAAGAAAGAGACUCACUAUUGAUGAAAUGCAGUGCAUUCCCAUCACAUUGUGUUGGAUAUUUUGGACUAAAAUAUGGUCUAAGCAUUCUGUAAAUGUACUGAUUGUGAGAAAGUCUGUGACUAUUUUCAUUUGAGAAAUGUUUAACAGAA